Messenger RNA from Phyllostomus hastatus (greater spear-nosed bat), 5680 nucleotides. RefSeq names its product lipin 1 (gene LPIN1). The transcript is spliced from 22 exons. The record is from RefSeq and is a predicted model, not a curated record. Lineage: Eukaryota; Metazoa; Chordata; Mammalia; Chiroptera; Phyllostomidae. Gene Ontology annotation, molecular function: phosphatidate phosphatase activity; transcription coactivator activity. Gene Ontology annotation, cellular component: mitochondrial outer membrane; nucleus. Gene Ontology annotation, biological process: fatty acid catabolic process; triglyceride biosynthetic process; positive regulation of transcription by RNA polymerase II. Bases 297 to 3260 code for a protein of 987 amino acids.
CCUCUCACCGAGUCCACUGCCUCUGGCACCUGGGGGACCCUGCGGCCUUUAGGACGGGAGAGGCGGCUCCAGUUGUCAGCCAGUCCCCAGGUGGGAGAAGAUUUGCAAUUCAACACUCCGCUCUCUAUCGGAGCCUUGUGACUUGGCCGAGCUCCUGGGGAAGCCACCUGCCGGGUUCGGUGUCCCGGGCCCAGCCUCCCUGCUCCUGAGGGCGUGAAGGGAGCCACUGGCGGCAUUUUUCUCCCAGGACUUGGUGGCGGCGGCGAGGAGGCGGCCAGCAUCCUGAGGGCGGGGCCAUGGAGGAGCAGGCCCGCACCUGUGGCUCCACCUGGGAGCCCUCGAAGGACAAGGGCCACCCGGAUUCACCUUGGUCGUGGAUCCCCAUAAUGAGAGACCCCGGAUGGAUUCGAAAUGUAUGGUCUUCGAACAUCAACGUGAGUGAAGCUGCUGCGAACGUCCUCAUGGCUCAAACCAUGAACUACGUCGGGCAGCUGGCGGGCCAGGUGUUCGUCACCGUGAAGGAGCUCUACAAGGGCUUGAACCCCGCCACCUUGUCCGGAUGCAUCGACAUCAUCGUCGUCCGCCAGCCCAACGGGAGCCUGCAGUGCUCGCCCUUCCACGUCCGCUUCGGGAAGAUGGGUGUCCUGCGCUCCCGGGAGAAAGUGGUCGACAUAGAAAUCAACGGGGAGUCCGUGGAUUUGCACAUGAAACUGGGAGAUAACGGAGAAGCAUUUUUUGUUCAAGAGACUGAUAAUGAUCAGGAGGUGAUCCCCAUGCACCUGGCCACCUCCCCCAUCCUGUCGGAAGGAGCCUUGCGGAUGGAGUGCCAGCUGCGGAGGAACUCGGUCGACCGGGCGCGCGGCCUGGACGCUGGCGCGCCGGCCCCAGUCCUGGCUCCCAGCGAGGCCCCUUCCGGCAGCUCUUCGGUGAAGAAGAGAAGGAAGAGGAGGAGGAAGUCCCAGCUGGACAGCCUGAAAAGGGACGACAACACCAACACGUCGGAAGACGAAGACAUGUUCCCCAUCGAGAUGAGCUCCGAUGAGGAGACGGACCCGCCGGACAGCAGUAGAACUCUCUGUAACGACACGCCGCCAUUCCAAGAAGACGUCCCCAAGGAGAACCUUCCCUCGGUCCUGACUUACCCCCAGUCGGCGUCGUACCCCAACUCCGAUCGGGAGUGGUCCCCCAGCACCAGGAGCCUGCUGGACGGCCAGCGGAGCCCCCCUCACCUGGCGGACCUGGCCGAGGGCGGGCUGUCUAGUUCUUGCCCUCCGCAGCCGUGCCUCCUCCUCGCCUCGGACAGCCCCUCAGGGUCCCGGCCUUCCACGCCCAAAAGCGACUCGGAGCUGGUCAGUAAGUCCGCGGCGGACAGGACGAUGCAGAAGAGCAACCUGGAGAUGCUCUGGCUCUGGGGGGAGCUGCCGCAAGCCGCCAAAACUUCGCCACACAAGACGAAAGAUUCCAGCCCUCUGAGCAGCAGGAAAAUCUGUGAGAAAAUUCACUUUCAGGCCAUUCACAGUGAAUCUUCCGAUGCGUUUAGUGACCAGUCGCCGACGUCGGCUGGGGCACCUCGCGUGCAGCCACUUUCAGAGCAGAGCAAGUCGCAGACAGAGAUGCAGUUUGUGAACGAGGAAGACGCCGAGGCCUUGGGCGCCGCGGCCCCGCCGCCGCCGCCGCCCGCCGCGGAGGACGCCAGAGCCCUGGCUGCCGUGGCGAGCAAGACCGAGUCGCCUUCCAGGAGAAAAGACAAACGAAGCAGACACCUCGGUGCCGAUGGCGUCUACCUGGAUGACCUCACGGAGAUGGACCCCGAGGUGGCUGCCCUGUAUUUCCCCAAAAACGGGGAUCCUGCCGGGCUCCCCAAGCAUGCCGACAACGGGGCCCGGUCAGCCAACCAGUCCCCCCAGUCCGUGGGCAGCUCCGGCGUGGACAGUGGCGUGGAGAGCACCUCCGACGGCCUGCGGGACCUGCCGUCCAUCGCCAUCUCCCUCUGCGGCGGCCUCAGUGACAACAGGGAGAUAACCACAGAAGCGUUUUUGGAACAAGCCGUGUCGUAUCAGCAGUUUUCGGACAACCCUGCACUCAUCGACGACCCCAACCUCGUGGUGAAGAUCGGGAAUAAGUACUAUAACUGGACCACGGCGGCCCCGCUGCUCCUGGCCAUGCAAGCUUUCCAGAAGCCUCUGCCAAAGGCCACUGUGGAAUCCAUCAUGAGGGAUAAGAUGCCCCGAAAGGGAGGAAGAUGGUGGUUUUCAUGGAGGGGAAGAAAUACCACAAUCAAGGAGGAAAGCAAGCCGGAGCAGAGCCUGGCUGGCAAGAGCCACAGCACCGGGGAGCAGCCGCCGCAGCUCGGCAUGGCCACCAGAAUGAAGCACGAGUCGUCCUCCAGUGAUGAGGAGCGCGCGGCCGCCAGGCCCUCCAGCGCCGGCCACCUCCCGCUGCUGUCCGGCGUCGGCUACAAGAAGACCCUCCGGCUCACGUCGGAGCAGCUGAAAAGCCUGAAGCUGAAGAACGGCCCCAACGACGUGGUGUUCAGCGUCACCACGCAGUACCAGGGCACCUGCCGCUGCGAGGGCACCAUCUACCUGUGGAACUGGGACGACAAAGUCAUCAUCUCUGACAUCGACGGGACAAUCACCAGGUCGGAUACUCUCGGCCACAUUCUGCCCACCCUCGGCAAGGACUGGACCCACCAGGGCAUCGCCAAGCUGUACCAUAAAGUGAGCCAGAACGGGUACAAGUUCCUCUACUGCUCUGCGCGGGCCAUCGGGAUGGCGGACAUGACGAGGGGCUACCUGCACUGGGUCAACGAGAGGGGCACGGUGCUGCCGCAGGGGCCUCUGCUGCUGAGCCCCAGCAGCCUGUUCUCCGCCUUGCACAGGGAAGUGAUCGAAAAGAAGCCAGAAAAGUUUAAAGUCCAGUGUUUGACGGACAUCAAAAACCUGUUUUUCCCAAACACAGAACCCUUUUAUGCGGCCUUUGGAAACCGACCUGCUGACGUGUAUUCGUACAAGCAAGUGGGCGUGUCCCUGAACAGGAUAUUCACCGUGAACCCCAAAGGGGAGCUGGUGCAGGAGCACGCCAAGACCAACAUCUCCUCGUACGUGCGACUCUGUGAGGUGGUCGACCACGUUUUCCCACUGCUGAAAAGGAGCCACUCGUCUGACUUCCCCUGCUCGGACACGUUCAGCGACUUCACCUUCUGGAGAGAGCCGCCGCCCCCGUUUGAGGACCAGGACGUCCGCUCCGCCUCGGCGUGAACUCUCCGCGCGCGAGUGAGCGCCCACGUGGUGGGAGCCGGCCCACGCCCCCUCGAAGGGCGGGCUCUGGGAGCCCAGGAGCGGAGCUGGGGACCCUGGCGUGCAGUCACUUGCUGGAGAGCGGAGAGAGUCGAGACGCACGCUCCCUGCCCCGCGGCCCUGAGGGCUGACAAUUCUAAGUCAACUGCUACGAAGGGUGCGCUUCACGGGCGACGACUGGGCGCCCGUGCAGUGGGAGGCGUUCCCCGGCUGCCGCUGAGAGCCGGCGCCGGCACCGCCCUCCCGGCCUGCAGCGCGUCCUCGGUUGGUGGUCCGUGUGCGGCGUGCACCCGUGACCCCGACCAGAGGUGGCCGCCGGGCCCUGCUGGGGGCAGUGUAACUGAGGAAUGCCCAAUGCGCACGACUGGAGUGCGGGCCACACUCCCUUGGGGCAGCUCGUACCCCUCUUCUGCACCGGGUGGGAGGGGUGUGUGGGGUCACGCCAGCCGAGUGGGGGAGGUGGGGGGCUCUGGAGGGACUGCAGGCCUCGCUGCCCUGGGCACGCCUUGCGGAUGUUCCCCUGCAGUAUUCGCCGACUGGUCCACGUUAUAGGCGACGAGCCCUUCUUUAAAUCCCUUUGGUUAACAAUAACCUGCGUGACCCGCUGAUCUCCCGCGCCCUGCGUGCGGCUCGAGGCUGGAGGGUUUAGGCCCUACCGCACCUGUGGCAGGCUCUGUCCGGCCCUCGGUAGCGCCGCCGCGCCUUAAGUUCAGAUCUCGGAGACGUUUCCGGGGCAGCGUUUCCGCGACCCCCGCCCGGCCCGCCGCCGGCGGGCAAGGCCCCUUUCCCCCAGCAAGGGCGUGUGCCGGCCCUGGGCCCUUGACCGGAGCCGGCGCGGAGGGUCGUGAGGUCCGUUUCCGUUGGAAGCUCUCAGAAAAAACUGCUCGGAUUUAAGAAGAUAGUUUCAAGAAGUUAAAUUACAUUCUCUGUAGAUGUUAUUUAUUACUUUCCUCUGAUUGGGUUAUUGCUGUAAGCACUUAGCCAUAUUCUUUCUCCAUUAACGGCCGUCGAUACACGAAGAAGACACACGCUGGACCGUCCGCAGAGCCUUAGUCUACAGACCUCACAGCCCCGGCCCUCUCCGCGAUCACGCCUUCUGUCUCCCUCGGCCUGUCCCGCGCGAACCAAGGGCCGGCGGGGAAACGGUGGUCCGAGCGACAUUCUUUAAGCCAGUAGGAGACGAGUCUCCGAACUUGUUCAUUACAUGGGCUCGCCGAGAGAGAACAGUUUGAAGAGUCAAAGAAUUAUUUUGGUAAAAGAUUUUGCUUUAUUUUUUGAAGUAUUAUUUUUCUAAGGAGCGUUUUCCUCCAGUGAUGGAAGUGCUUUCCUCUUGAACUCGCACUGUGAGAACCGCGGGGCGGGGCACGCGCGUGGAGCGGCUGCGGGGGUGGUGCUCUUUCUGUGAAAGAGCGUAGCGUAGCGGCCUCGCUGCGGUUGGGGGUGGGGGCGCUGGGGAGCCGAGGGGCCCCGCGGAGAAGGGGGGAGGGCGGCGUGGUGGAUCCUAUUUGCAUAGAAAGGCAAACACGCAUGCGCACAGUCCUUUUUUUGGGAGGCAAUGAAAAUGAAGUUGUCCCGCCUGAAGUACUCUGGGCUCGCUGCACAAUGGCCUUGAGCCUGCGCUCAUUCUCUCUGCCGGGAGGGUGUUUUGGGGGGAGAUCUCACUGCUGGGACCGCAGCACGAGCUCCGGGCUUGCGGAGGCUGCCCCGCUGCUCCGCGCUGGAGCAGCGCGGCGGUGCGCCGGGGUGGCGCUCUCUUCCUGCCAGGCGCCCUUCCUGCCGCUUGCCCCGUGCUGGCCCGGCCGCUCCAAUCCACUCCCCCGGGCAGGUGUGAGCGCGCCACCCUGGCCUUGCGCACCGCGGCACCCUGCCUGCCUUCCAGAAAGUUGCACUCGCGUCUGGUUCAAGUGCAGAGUGGGACCCGCCCCCCCCCGCCCCGCCCAGUCCCAGGCAGUAACAUUCACACCUGGCUUGUUGCUUUGGGAAAUGAGAUUUGUCCUUGAGCGACACCCCCCCCGCACGAACGCGCGUUGGUUUAAUCUGUGUUUAUACAACUGCGACCCAGUGGCCGCGUGGUCACGUGCUGGAAUGCUGCAUGUGGACGCCGCGCUUCAAAGCUGUGGAGUGACCAGUGUUCAUCACCUGUGAUGGAGAGCACACACGCACACCCGGUACGGCGGAGACGUGACUACACCUGCAAAGAGAAUCCCCGGUUCCGGUACAGGUGUGGGUCACUCCUUUCCUGUAGUGUAUGUGCGACCCCGAUCUGUAUGUGCGUUCGCUGGCGCAGCGAUGAGCACCCUUGUAAUACCGCCGUGCUCUGCCGGACGCAGAGCUGGAAGCUGCUGUAAUAAUAAAAGAGACCCCUGAAAGUCUUGUGGAAA